Messenger RNA from Lathyrus oleraceus (garden pea), 1425 nucleotides. Its product is annotated as transcription factor SPEECHLESS. The transcript has 3 exons. Gene Ontology annotation, cellular component: nucleus. The coding region runs from base 288 to 1184 and encodes 298 amino acids. Gene Ontology annotation, biological process: guard cell differentiation; positive regulation of DNA-templated transcription; stomatal complex development. NCBI's taxonomy places the organism in Eukaryota, Viridiplantae, Streptophyta, Magnoliopsida, Fabales, Fabaceae. Gene Ontology annotation, molecular function: protein dimerization activity; DNA-binding transcription factor activity. The record is from RefSeq and is a predicted model, not a curated record.
CUCAUCUAAAUAGUAAAUACUUGCAUUUAUACAAAUUUUCUAGCUAUAGCAUUACUAUCAUUAAACUUACACAACACCGUUAAUAUUUUCAUUCUCUUUCUCUCUCAACAUGUUUCUCCAAAUUUGAAGUUUUGAAUACCGUUUUGGUAUCUGUCACUCUGUCUUCCUGCUCUGCCUUCUGCAUUUACAAAACCAUAUUUUUCAGUGCAGUACAUAACUGAAUCAUAAUAAAUCCUUCAUUAUUAUUCAUUUUUCUUUUUACAUUUUUUUCUUUCUCAAACUACAAAAUGGAAACUCAAAAUCUCACAAUAGAUGAUACCUUAUUAUUAUCUGAUAUUUUCAAUGAAAAAGAGUUUGCAGGAGAAGAUCUCUUCUCCAUUUUGGGAAACCUAGAAAACUUGAAUGAUUUUCCUAUCGUUACCAAUGAGCAAAACUCCAAAACUUCCUUAACUACUCCACAAGAUUCUGAAACUGAACCAUCACAGAAAUGCAAGAGACAGAAGGUUGCUCCGAGUUCAGUUGUCGAUGAACCAAACAGCGACGGACAGCAUCGAAUUUCGCAUAUCACCGUCGAGCGAAAUCGGAGAAAGCAAAUGAAUGAGCAGUUGUCGAUCUUGAAGUCACUCAUGCCUUGCUUUUAUGUCAAACGUGGAGAUCAAGCAUCGAUAAUCGAAGGUGUAAUCGAUUACAUCAACGAGUUACAUCAACUACUACAAUGCCUAGAGUCCAAGAAACAAAGAAAAGUUUACAAUGAAGUACUAAGUCCAAGACUAUUAGUUUCAAGUCCAAGGCCUUCACCACUAAUAAGUCCAACAACUCCGCAUUCACAACAAUGGUUGCAACAUUACGGUGCUCAUCGAUCGUCUGAACCUUCUCCUACUUCUUCAGCUUCUUCCAUCAACGACAACAUCAACGAGCUUGUUGCGAAUUCGACCUCCUCGGUUGCUGAUGUUGAGGUUAAGUUUUGUGGCUCACAUUUACUUUUGAAAACCGUUUCCUCGCGAAUUCCCGGGCAGGUUUUCAGAAUAAUAUCUGCCCUAGAAGAUCUUGCACUUGAGAUUGUUCAUGUUAGUGUUAGUACUUCUGACGAAACCAUGUUAAACUCGUUCACUAUUAAGAUUGGAAUUGAAUGCCAACUCAGUGCUGAAGAACUUGCUCAACAUAUCCAACAAACAUUUUGUUAAGGAAAGGUUAUUAACAUCCAGAGACAAGACCAAGAAUCAGAAAUAUCCAUUUUCUUUUUAUUUGUCACUGUUUUUGUACCUUUCUGCAAGACAGUGGAGCAAUAGCAUUUUUAAUUUAUUGUGUUUUUUUUCUCUCUAUUAAUUGACUAUAGUCAGUACUCAGUACUGCUAGUGUAAUUGAUCAUGAUUUGCCUUAUUUUGGCAUUUUGUUGUGUGAUUUUGUUGUAACUAACCAUUUUCA